Molecule: messenger RNA, 1890 nt
Organism: Schizophyllum commune H4-8
Lineage: Eukaryota; Fungi; Basidiomycota; Agaricomycetes; Agaricales; Schizophyllaceae
Product: aspartyl-tRNA synthetase
Exons: 8
Coding region: 121-1755 (544 amino acids)
Biological process (GO): aspartyl-tRNA aminoacylation
Cellular component (GO): cytosol; cytoplasm; aminoacyl-tRNA synthetase multienzyme complex
Molecular function (GO): ATP binding; RNA binding; aspartate-tRNA ligase activity
Source: RefSeq, a predicted model, not a curated record
GGGGCCCCGGGCCGAUCGAUGGUCAGUGACUCGACCUUGUCCCCCUUGACUUGUUCCAGCCGACGUCCACGUCUAUAAGAGCGGACGUCACCCAACGAGAACGUAUAGAACCGUCAAAUAAUGUCGGACCCCCAGCAGCCAGCAGCCGAGCAGACUCAGCCACCCGCGGCGGCUCCCGCCGAAGGGGAGACUGGCCCAUCCAAGAACGAGCUCAAGAAACGCGCCAAGCAGGCUGAGAAGGAGAAGAAGGCAGCUGAGAAGGCAGCUCGUCAGGCGGAGCUCGCCGCGCAGCAGGCUGCCAGCCAGGGUGAUUUCUCGAAGGAGAACUACGGCCCCCUUCCCCUCAACAAGUCCCAAUCGCGUCCGAGGCAACCCCGCUUCCAGAUCUCUACGCUCGAGGAACACGUCGGCGAGACCGUGAUCCUCCGCGCUCGCGUGCAUACCUCUCGCGGCAAGGGCAAUGUCGUCUUCCUUGUUCUUCGUCAGAGGAUCGACACUAUUCAAGCUGUCUUGACUGCCAAGCCGGAGAAGGUCUCAAAGCCGAUGGUGAAGUGGGCAAGCGGUCUCAGCGACGAGAGCAUCGUCCUAGUCGAGGGUGUCGUGACAGCAGUACCUACCCCAAUUCAGAGCACCACCAUCCACAACGCGGAAAUCCAGAUCUCCAAGAUUCACCUCAUUGCGGGUCUUUCCGCGACCUUGCCAUUCACUAUCGACGACGCAUCGCGCUCGGAAGCGGAGUUGCAGGCCGCCGACACCCAGUACAACAAGGUCCUCCUUGACACUCGCCUCAACAACCGUAUUGUCGAUCUUCGGACGCAAACGAAUCAAGCUAUCUUCAAGCUGCAGGCCGCUAUUGGCAGCCUGUUCCGUGACUAUCUGUCUGCCCGAGGCUUCACCGAGAUCCACAGUCCGAAACUGCAAGGCCAGGCCACCGAGUCGGGUGCCUCCGUUUUCAAAGUCAGCUACUUCAAAGGCAAUGCUUUCCUCGCCCAGUCUCCCCAACUUGCGAAGCAGAUGUGCAUUGCGGCUGACUUUGAGCGGGUCUACGAGAUUGGUCCCGUCUUCCGUGCUGAGGAUUCCAACACUCAUCGCCAUCUAACGGAGUUCAUGGGCCUCGAUCUGGAAAUGACCAUUGAGGAGCACUACCACGAAGUCAUGGAAUUGCUCGACGGGCUUUUCAAGAGCAUCUUCGCUGGUCUGAAGGAGCAAUAUAAGACGGAGAUUGAUGCUGUCUACCGCCAAUUCCCUGCCGAGGAGUUCAAGUGGAGGGAGGAGACCCUUGUCCUUUCGUUCAAGGAGGCCACGGACAUGCUGGUUGAGGAUGGUGUCCCCCGCGAGGACCUCGAUGACAUUAACACUGAGAACGAGAAGAGGCUUGGACGUCUCGUGAAGGCAAAAUACGACACCGACUACUACAUCAUCGAUAAGUUCCCCAUGGCUCUUCGGCCAUUCUACACCAUGCCUGACCCGAAUGACCCCACGCUGUCGAACUCAUAUGACUUCUUCAUGCGUGGCGAGGAGAUCCUCUCCGGCGCGCAGCGUAUUCACGACCCGAACCUGCUGAUCGAGAGCAUGCGCGCGAAGGGCGUCAACCCGGACGACAUGAAGGACUACAUCAACUCCUUCCGGCUCGGAUGCCCGCCGCAUGGCGGAGGAGGCAUCGGUCUCGAGCGCGUGUUGAUGCUUUUCCUCAAGCUCAACAACAUUCGUCGGGCGUCGUUGUUCCCUCGCGACCCCAAGCGCCUCGAGCCGUGAGCGGAUGCUGCGCCCUUCCCAAAGCGAAUUACCGACAUCUCCGCGCGAGGAGACGGUUGUACACGUUUCUGUUGUGUAUGCAUAUGCUAGAUAGAAUUCCACCCGCCGAAACCCGGUGCGAACAUCGAAGUGAUC